Messenger RNA from Amaranthus tricolor (Joseph's coat), 1651 nucleotides. Its product is annotated as probable phytol kinase 1, chloroplastic. The transcript is spliced from 7 exons. Bases 95 to 1093 code for a protein of 332 amino acids. Lineage: Eukaryota; Viridiplantae; Streptophyta; Magnoliopsida; Caryophyllales; Amaranthaceae. Gene Ontology annotation, cellular component: chloroplast. Gene Ontology annotation, molecular function: phytol kinase activity. Gene Ontology annotation, biological process: vitamin E biosynthetic process. The record is from RefSeq and is a predicted model, not a curated record.
CUGAAAAGGUGGCGGACUAAAUUUCAGACUGAUUCAUUAGUACACCAAAUUUUCCUCUCAAAACACAGACACCAAAAAUAGAAGAAACUAAAGAAUGAGUUUCUUAACAAAACCUGCAGAUACAUUAGCAUCUGUAAACCUCAAAUCAAUCAAUCAUUUACCCAUUUCAAAACCCACCUUUUCUUAUUUUCUGUACCCCAAAACCCCAAUCAAUGUGAUUGUAACAAUACCCAGAUGUACCUUAUCUACACAUGCUUUUUUGAGCCCUGAUUCUGCCGUAUUUCAGGAUGUUGGAGCUACCGCCUUUGUUCUUGGUGGUGGUUAUGCUCUUGUUUCAACUUUCGAUCACCUUACAAAUCGUAAUAUCAUUUCCAAGAAUUCGGAACUAGUUAGCUUUAUUAGUACCCAAUUUGUUUUCGCUGGCGCUAAGAUUGACGCAUUCAUGGAGUAUGAGGAUAACUUCUUUGUUAUUAGGAAUUUGAGCCGAAAGCUAGUCCAUAUAAUAUCCGGGUUGCUUUUUGUGGCUUCCUGGCCGCUAUUUAGCACUUCAAUACAAGCUCGGUAUUUUGCGUCUGUUGCACCGCUUACAAACUGUUUGAGACUAGUCGUCCAUGGGCUGUCGCUCGCAACAGACGAUAGCCUCAUCAAAUCUGUUACUCGAGAAGGAAAACCAGAGGAACUACUCCGAGGUCCUUUGUACUAUGUUCUAAUUUUAGCAUUGUGUGCUAUUGUCUUUUGGCGUGAUUCUCCGAUUGGCUUGUUAUCGGUGGCAAUGAUGUCUGGUGGUGACGGCGUAGCUGAUAUCAUUGGAAGAAAGUUCGGCACUUUGAAGAUACCUUAUAAUCCGAAAAAGAGUUGGGCUGGUAGCAUUUCGAUGUUUUCAUUCGGGUUCUUGGUAUCCAUUGGGAUGCUUUACUACUUUUCGACUUUAGGUUACUUCCAGUUGGACUGGAGUAUCACUGCGAAAAGGGUUGCAAUAGUUUCGUUUAUAGCAACACUCGUUGAAUCACUUCCAAUAGCAGAACUCAUCGACGAUAACAUAUCAGUCCCGUUGAUGACCCUGGCUACCGCGUGCAUCCUUUUUAGUUUGUAGCUUUUCGAACUUCUGUGAUAAUUUCACCAUUUCUUUCUUUUUGGGGAGAAAUAAAAUGUUCGUGAGAAUUGUUUAUGAAUGAAUUGUGUACAUUUUCGACAAUUACUAAAUAUAUUUCGAAUUGUACAAAGUUGUGCGGAAAGUCGACUUUUUUUCCUUGGCUUGAGUUAGACCAUGGUGGUGGUGGAAAGAAGUGCUAGGAAGAUGAUGGCGACCAAAUGGAACCAAUGGAACGACUUUGAUGUUUCGGUCCACCUACUGUAUCGUGAUCAAUCUUUGCGACGAUGGAGAGGAGCAUGAGGCCAAUGGAAGGUCCAAGGUCCUCUAGAGCUCGUUUUUCACUAUUAAUUACCGACAAGUUAAAGGAAGCGUUCAAAUCUCUUUUUUUAUAGCCAAGUAUUCAAAAUCCUUCAAACACUUGAUAAUGCAUUAGCGGCAGAAAAAAUAUAUCUCACAAUUUUAUUAUUAUAAAUGAAAUUAAUACUCUUACAACGCACAUCUCUAAUAAUUUUUUUGGUAUAUUUGUGGAAUUGGGAAUAUAGUAUUUUGAUUAUUAAU